GUUUUAUGUUAAUUUUAAAUUGUUAAAAACAUAUUUAUCUAUAAUGACAAUACUGAAGACCUUUUUACUAGAAGUAAAGCAAUAAAAGCAAAGAGAUGAAUAUCUGAAUAUUAAAUAGGAUGUUUUGUAAGAUUGUGAUCUAAUCGAUAAAUUGAAGAGAGACUCAGCAAAGUUUAUUGAGAUUUUGGAGUAUGAGAUAAGAAAAACUAUAUCUUUCUCCAAGUUUAGAUACAUAGAUGUAAUUAAGAAAUAUGAUAAAUUAAAAGAAUAAAUAAUAGGCAUGUAAUAAGAAUGGAUUUAGCUUCCAAAAUUGUUUAAUUAACCUACAAUAGCGAUAACAUGGAACAUAAAAUCAAUGACGGAGGCUGAAAAACAUUAAUUAAAGUUAAUUAAAUAAAAUAAGCCCAAGCAUAAAUAAUAUAGAAGAAAAUGUGAGGAAUUGCAAGACAGCAUGUUUAGGUUCUAUGUAGAAGUACAACAAUUAUAAUCAUUCUUAAGUAUUAAUUAUGAAGCAACUAGAAAAAUAAUAAAAAAGUUUAAAAAACAAGAGAUUAGAGGUAUAAUGGAUGUAAAUGAGAAUAUUUUUGAAAAAGUUAUUGAAUUUUAGAAUGAGAUUCGCGAAUUGCCUAAAAGAUUAAAAAUGAUAAAGGACGAAACAGAGUCAGUAAUUAUUUAAAAUUUCUAUAAACAUGAUAAGUAAAUAUUAUUAUAAAUUUAAAGUCCAAAAAAAUGUAGAGAGUUUUUGAGAAGAUAUACAGAAUAAAACCAAUUGUCAAAUGAGAGUAUUUUUUAUUUUGGAUUCUUUGCUGGAUUUGCUGCUCUAAUGAUUAUAAUCCUUUUAUUAAUGAGAUAUGAUGGAUAUUUGGAUCCAAAUUCAGAUAAGGUUUUUAAUAAGGUUUUUCCAUGUUUCAGAGGAGUUGCAUUAUUCAUAUUUUAUUUUUGGAUGAUAUCUCUUGAUGUAGCAGGAUGGAAUUACUUUAAUGUUAAUUAUAAGCUCUAUUUGGGAUUCAAUCAUCAUUAUUCAACAUUGUCAGAGAUAUUAAAAAGAGUGACUAUUUUUAGUACAAUUUAUUUAUUAAUUUUCAUAAUUUAUUGUGUCUAAGAGGAAGAUAUAGGAAAAUUAGCUUAAGAACUAUAGGUGUUUGAUGUGAGACUCUACCCUCUCAUAAUAUGGGUAUGUUUGUUGAUAUAUGUGUUGUACCCAUCCAAAAAGAUCUUUAAUCCGGAAGGAAAGAAAUACAUGUACUAAAUGUUAUAUGGAAUGGUUUGGGGAUUCUUAUUUAAUUAUGAAUCAAGAUAUACAUUUAUGGCAGAUUAAUUUGCAUCCUUCACUACUCCCAUAAGAGAUUUAGACUAUACAAUCUGUUAUUACUAUUAUAUUGUAAAAUUAUAUCUUAAUUUUAGAUAUUCAAAGGUUAUGAACAUGAAGGGUAAUGCGAGCCAAGGACACGAUUUACAAGUGCCCUUCCAGCUACAGUACCUUAUCUGAUUAAAUGUGCUCACUAUCUCGUUAGGGCAAGAGUCAAAGGCAAAUUAUUUGGGACAGACGAAUGGUAUAACUUUUUAAAGACAGCCAAUGCUGCAUAAGUUGGAGUCUGGUCAUUUUUGGCGAGGAGAAAUCCUGAUGUCACUGAAUUCAGAGUUAUUUGGAUAUUUGUAGCUAUAAUUAGUACAUUUUGGCAAUAUUAUUGGGAUUUAGCUAAGGAUUUUUUAUUUUUCGAAAAAGAUUCGAAAUAUAAGUUUCUUAGAAAUGAUUUAGGGUACAAUAGUCCAACAAUCUAUUACAUUUUUGCUGGUGUAAAUCUUGUAUUAAGAUGCACUUGGGUGUUAUCGCUGUCUCCAGAUAUUUGCAAAUUAUUUGGGAUCAAGAAUGAAUUAUUUGUGUUAUUGGUUGGAUUCUUAGAAAUGAGCAGAAGAUUUCUAAAUAAUUUUUUAAAAGUGGAAAAAGAACACAUAGUCAAUCUACGUUCAUUAAAGGUUGUUUAGGAUCUAAAGUAUCCAUUUUAAGUUCAAAAGGAAUUAGUUGAAUUUAAUAAUCGUGACCAUUGGUCUGUUUCCUCAUUUCUUCAGCCUAAUUCAGGAUUUCAAUCUUUAAAGGAUGAAGUAGAGUUUGAAAAUAGACCUAGUGUUGUUUUAUUAUUCAAAGGAUUAACUGAAUAGAUAGAUUAAGCAAGACAACCAGCUCAGUCGAUCAAUGAAUUAAGAAUUUCUUAAUAUACAUAAAAUAUCAAUAGAGCUACGAAUGUUAAGCUUCCUCUUAAAAAAUCCGAAAGCAAAUAAGAGAUGUAUUUUGAACAUCAAUAGAGAGAAUCAAAAUAUUCAAAUGGAACACAAUUCUUAAAGGUUCCACUGAUGAAGAACGUUAGUUAACUUAAUUAUCAAUCUGUUUAAUCUUCUUACAAUGACGACUUAUCAGAUAAUGAAAAUAAAAAUAAUGCUGAUUAAGAGAGAGACACCUUGCAUGAUAUUAGAUUGGCGACUGAAGAAAAUGCCAUAAUUGAAAAAGGAAAGAAGAAAGAGAGUUUGGAGAGAUAAUGGAUUAAAGAAUUAAAAUAGGAAAAUAAAAAAUAUAAAAAAUAAAUUUAUAAAAGAUAUGAGAUAUUUAGAGUGCAAAAAACAACUGAAUGA
Messenger RNA from Paramecium octaurelia, 2628 nucleotides. The record is from the annotation of a GenBank genome assembly. NCBI's taxonomy places the organism in Eukaryota, Ciliophora, Oligohymenophorea, Peniculida, Parameciidae.